This is a messenger RNA of Psammomys obesus (fat sand rat), 6334 nucleotides long. RefSeq names its product fer-1 like family member 5 (gene Fer1l5). Bases 1 to 6156 code for a protein of 2051 amino acids. The transcript is spliced from 53 exons. Gene Ontology annotation, biological process: plasma membrane repair; monocyte activation involved in immune response; negative regulation of phagocytosis. The record is from RefSeq and is a predicted model, not a curated record. Lineage: Eukaryota; Metazoa; Chordata; Mammalia; Rodentia; Muridae. Gene Ontology annotation, cellular component: membrane; cytoplasmic vesicle; T-tubule. Gene Ontology annotation, molecular function: calcium-dependent phospholipid binding; calcium ion binding.
AUGCUGAGGGUUAUUGUGGAGUCCGCCAUAAUUAACCCACCUCUCAGCCCCCCACCCAAACCCUGCAUAAGCAUCUACUUCAGAGAUUUAAAGAAAAGGACUCGUCGGGAGGAAGGAAAUGACCCUGUAUGGAAUGAGACCCUAAUCUGGCACCUCUUGAAUCGACCACUGGAAAAUGACUCCUUCCUUCAAGUCAUCCUUCAAGAUGAGGACUCUAAAAAGAAAGACAGGUUCAUUGGCCUGGCCACUGUCCUGCUCAAGCAGCUGGUGCAAAGACCGAAUGAAGUCUUUUUCGUGAAGAACCUGAUCCUGCUCAACCAUUCCAUGAAGCCCACUGAUUGCACUGUCACCCUACAGGUGGCCCAAAUAUCUGAGCAAGACCCUGACAUGACAGGCAAUGAAGAACCCCUGAGCUCAAGUGUGAAUAAGGUGACCCAGCAGAAACUAAUGGCCCCUGGCUUCACUGCACACAGGGCUCUGGCUUCCAAGCCUCAACACUUCCAGGUUCGGCUGAAGGUGUUUGAAGCCCGACAGCUCCUGGGCAACAACAUCAAGCCGGUAGUGAAGAUAAACAUUGCAGGCCAGCAGCAUGUCACUCGGAUCAAGACGGGAAACAAUCCUUUCUUCAAUGAGCUGUUCUUCCAGAAUUUCCGUGAGGUUCCUGCAAAGUUCUUCGAGGAGAACAUCUUAAUCCAGGUAGUGGACUCCGAAGCAUCAAGAUCCAAAGCAGAGAUCGGGAGAUUCCAGACAGACAUUGGGUUUGUCUACCAUUCCCCAGGUCACACACUCUUAAGGAAAUGGUUAGGCCUCUGCCAGCGACACAAGACCACCAGCGGAGUGAGAGGCUACUUGAAAGUCACCAUCUCUGCCCUCGGUGUGGGGGAUCAGGCGCUGGUAGACCAGAAGCUGCCGUAUGUAACUGACACUGAAGUCCAGAUCUACAAGUCAACAGAAGCUCCAGUCAGCCUGGCUUACUUACAGUUCUUCAUCUACUGUGCAGAGGACCUCCAUUUCAAGAGCCACCAGUCAGCUGCUCCUGCCUUGGAGGUGGAACUGAUUGGGGACAAGCUCAGGACACAGCCACAGAUCCAGUUCGACAGCCCAGUAUGGAACCAAAUCCUCACCUUCCAGAUUCAGCUGCCCUGCCUCUCUAGCUACAUCAAGUUCAGGGUCCUGGACGGCUCCAAACACAACUACCAAGAUGAGAUCGGCUCUGCCAGCCUGUGCCUCAACCAGAUCUCGUCCACCGGCGAGGAGAUCCAAGGGAUGUACUCCGGCUUCCUGCCCUGCUUUGGCCCCAGCUUCCUGAAUCUCCAUGGGGGUAAAAAGGCCCGUUUCAGGAUUCCAGAGGAAGGCGCUUGUAUUCUCGAUGCUGUCAAGGAUGGUUUAGAUUAUCGAGGCCGAGUCUUCCUGGAGAUAAUCACCACAAUCAAGUCUCAGCAAAACACUAUGAUAAAGGACCUGUCUCAAGAAGUGACCCGGGUAGAGAGGCAGCAGUAUCGCCAGAAGUAUGGGCUGUGCGUCAUCUUCCUUUCUUGUACCAUGAUGCCCAAAUUUAAGGACCUGAUUCAAUUCGAGGUCAGCAUGGGCCACUAUGGAAACAAGAUGGAUCCAAACUACAAGCCUCUCGUGUCAACCACACAGUACAGCCCGGUGAUAUAUGAUGGGAAUAUCUACCAUUACGUGCCGUGGUACAACACGAAGCCCGUGGUGGCUCUGACCUCCAGCUGGGAGGAUGUCAGCUUCCGGACGAACUGCCUCAACCUCCUCCACAUCACCCGGGAUCGCCUGAAAGCCAACCUGGACACCCUGAAGUCCAUACGGAACCCGAGGGACCCAGCUCUGCUCCAGCAGUGGAAGAAACUGCUGAAGGAGCUAAUGGAGGACUGCCGGCACCCUCUGCCUUGUAUGACUGAUCAUCCCAAAGCUAAUGACUUGGACAAGAACAAAUGGCAGCUUCGAAGCCAUCUUCUGCAGCAGCUAGCACAAAAGGCCAAGAAUGCCAAGCCAAAAAACAUGGUGGGCACGGUAGAGGACUGGUUGCGCCAUCUCAAUGCUGUGAUUGCUGAGCCCCAGGAGAGCCUUCCAGAAGUGAUGAUCUGGCUGAUGACGAGGCAGCAGCGAGUAGCCUAUGCUCGGGUACCCGCCCACACUGUCCUGUUCUCCCCGGCAGGACCCCUGCACUCUGGCAAGUUUUGUGGGAAGAUUCAGAACCUCCUCUUACAGUACCCAGAAGGGGAAGGACAGGACACACUCCCAGCCCACCUCCGGGUCUGCAUGUGGCUUGGGAAUGUCACACACAGCAAGGACCUGAAGCUCCUCCAGCAGGGCAACAUGGUGGUGUAUGCAGAGACGUAUGAGAAUCAGGCCAAGUACAAAAACCAGUGGGGACAGCAGGGACUGUACCACUGCCCCAACUUCUCAGAUGUCAUGGGACACAAAGCUGUCCCCAAGACAGAUUUCAAGGCUCCCCAGGGAUGGCAUUGGCAGGGCGACUGGAUGGUAGAGCCUCAGAGAAGACUCCUCCUGGACACAGACAUCAACAAGAGCCAGGUGCUGGAAGAGGUGUAUGAGAACCAGAGCCGCAGUGCCUUGGGGGCCUGGGGGCCUGCAGAUAUCCCCAACACAGAUGUGAAUGGACAGCCUGUAGAAGCCCUGGAGAAUGUGAAGUGUCCCCAAGGCUGGCACUUUAAGAAGAGCUGGAUAGUAGAGCUUAACCACGCAGUGGACAGCGAGGGAUGGGAGUAUGGAGUGGGGAUCCCACCCUCCGGCAUGCCCCAGAUCUGGAACUCGGUGGAAAAGACCUACCAUUCCUGCCGCCGGCGACGCUGGGUGCGCGUGCGCUUCCGGAAUCACCAGAAGCUGAGCCAGGAGCAGGAGGCCAUCUCCUUCCUGCAGAUGCAAGACCUCUCUGAGGAGGGAAAGGAGGGCUGGGAGUACGGCACCUUUGACUCCAAGUUCCAUCUGGACCCUCAGCCCACAAGCCGGUUCCGUCGCCGCUGCUGGCACCGGCGGCUGGCACCCAACAAGGCCAGGGGUGUGGCUCCCAUAUUCCUCCUGGAGGGAUCCUUGGCAGUGGAGCUAGAAAACCAACCUGUGAGGAAAUUGGAGAGGACGUUGUCAUGGAAGACCUUCUGGAGGCACACCCCUGAGGAUCCCCGGAUUCCCACCAUGCCUUUCAUCUACUGCGUCUUCAACAAGCCUCACUACUACCAGCUCUUCUGCUAUAUCUACCAGGCCCGGAAUCUGCUGUACAACCAGAUCCUGACCUUUCAGAAGCCUUUUAUCCGAGUGGUAUUCCUGAACCACAGCCUGUGCACCCAGACCCUGCGAAGCUCUGCAGCUCCGACAUGGGCCCAGACGCUCAUCUUCCAGCACCUUCUGCUCUUUGAGAACCCCAAGGAUACCAAAAAGAACCCUCCACUUGUGGUGCUGGAACUGUGGCAGCAUGACUCAGGGGGAAAGGAGAUCUUGUGGGGGCGGAGCAUGUGGCCUCCAGUGGUCUGGCUGAACCUCCAAGGCUGGGUCUUGGCCCCUCUGAGGUGGCACCCCCUUGUCAAAGAGUUGGGAGAGGAAGAGGGCGCGGUCUUGGCGUCCUGUGAGCUGAUCCUAGAGACACAGAAGCUGAAAGACCACCACCUGCCAAUCCUAAGUGUCCCCUGUAAGAAUGGGGUUUACAUGCUUCCCAAGAACAUCAGGCCUAUCGUGAAAAUGAUGGCCAUUGAGAUUAUGGCCUGGGGCCUUCGCAACAUGAAGAAGGUGCGUUAUCCCCAGCUCCUGGUGGAAUGUGGAGAAGAGUCCCUGAAGACAGAACCCAUCAGCAACUUCCAGGAGAACCCCAACUUCCCUUCGUCCACCUUCUUCCUCACAGUGUUCAUGCCUAUGGAGGAGACCCACGCACAGCCCCUGGUGGUAAAAGUGGUGGACAACCAGGUCUUUGGCCAGCAGGUCGUGGUCGGUCAGGCCAACAUUGACUUCCUCCAGCCCUACUUCUGUGACCCCUGGGCUCUGGACUACACACCCGUGAGGCUGCCAACUCUGUCUGUGAAGAAGCCUGAUACUUUCCUGGACUCACUCUACAAGAAGUUCUGGUACAGUCCCAGAAAAGACGAGGAUGACUAUGACCACGAUGUGGACUGGUGGAGCAAGCUAUUGUGGGCCACGAACGAGGACAAGUCCCCGAAGUACAAGUACCAAAGCCACCACACCCUAAAGGUGUAUGACUGUGAGCUGGAGGCAGUUCCAGCCUUCCAGGGCCUGCAGGACUUCUGCCAGACCUUCAAACUUUACCAGGAGCAGCCCAAAGUGGACAGUCCUGUGGUAGGGGAAUUCAAGGGCCUCUUCCGAAUCUACCCCUUUCCUGAGAACCCAGAGGCCCCUAAACCCCCACGACAGUUCUCAUGUUGGCCCAAGACUGAGGAUUUCCCUCAGACUUGCAUGGUACGGGUGUACCUGAUCCGAGCCAUCAACCUGCAGCCACAGGACUACAAUGGCCUGUGUGACCCUUAUGUGAUCCUGAAACUGGGGCAGACGAAACUUGGCAGCCGGGACUCGUACUAUCCCAAUACUCUGGAUCCCAUCUUUGGCACGGUGUAUGAACUCAUUUGUAACAUCCCAUUGGAAAAGGACCUACAGAUCCAGCUAUACGACUUUGACCUAGUUACUUCUGAUGAUGAGAUUGGAACUACUGUCAUUGAUCUUGAGAAUCGACUUCUGUCUAGCUUUGGAGCCCGUUGUGGGCUCUCGAAGUCCUACUGCAUGUCGGGGCCCUUUAGGUGGCGGGAUCAGAUGUCCCCGAGCUCCCUUCUGGAGCGCUACGCCAAACAGAAAGGGCUGCCUCUACCCGUAUUUAACCUGGAGGAUGACUCCGUUUUCUACAAUGGGAAAAGGCUCCAACUGCAGAGCUUUGAGCCCACACCCCCUACCUUGGAGAAUUUGGGACCUAAGAAGGAGCGCCUGGCACUGUACAUCCUGAACACCCAGGGCCUGGUUCCUGAGCACGUGGAGACCCGUACACUGUACAAUAACAGCCAGCCAGGUAUUGACCAGGGGAAAAUACAAAUGUGGGUGGACAUCUUCCCCAAGCUGCUGGGGCCUCCCGGGCCCCCAGUCAACAUCAGCCCCAGGAAGCCCAAACGGUACGAACUGCGCUGCAUCAUCUGGAGCACCACCCAAGUGGACCUGGUUGACCAGACCUUAAGUAAAGAAAAGAUGAGCGACAUUUACGUCAAGGGGUGGCUAUUUGGGCUAGAGGAGGACAUGCAGAGGACAGAUGUCCACUAUCACUCCCUGACCGGGGAUGCCACCUUCAACUGGAGGUUCAUCUUUACCCUGGACUACCUGUCAACUGAGCGCGUAUGCAUCCAAAGUCAGAAGGACUACAUAUGGAGCCUGGAUCCCACGUCAAUGAAGUUUCCGGCCCGGCUCAUCAUCCAGAUAUGGGACAACGAUUUCUUCUCCCCAGAUGACUUCUUAGGGGUCUUGGAGCUGGAUUUAGCAGAUAUGCCCCUCCCGGCUCAGAAAGCCAAACACUGCUCGCUCAAGAUGAUGGAGACGGACUCCAAACAGCCAUCUAUGCAAUGGAAGCACAUGUCUCUCUUUAAGAAGACCAAUGUAACCGGAUGGUGGCCUUGCCAGGUCAACGAUGGUGACAAGUGGCGUUUGUCGGGUAAAGUGAAGAUGUCCCUUGAGAUGCUGCCGGAGAGAGAAGCUUUAAUCAGGCCAGCUGGGCGAGGCCAGUCUGAACCCAACCAAUUCCCUACGCUUCACCCUCCUGUACGCCAUGACUCUCUCUUGUGGUACCGAUCACCUAUUAAAACCAUCUGCUACAUUUUCUGCAAACGCUACCGCUCCAAAAUCAUAUGCUUAGUGGUGACACUGGUCUUAGGGAUUAUACUGUUCAACUUCUUCUAUUCGGCUCCGAGCUAUUUAGCCAUGAAGUUGAUCAAACCUGAAUUUCGGCUGAAGCCUCCCAUUAAAAUAAUCAACCUCAUCAGCUCAGUGAACACCAGCAAUGCCAGUAGUGUCAACUCGUCCGUCUACACCAUGGAGGGCUCCAAGCUACAGCCUUUAAAAGACCAGGAGCCAACACUCCUCCAAGUACCCAAGAAUAACACGACAGCAAUCUUCCCAAAGAUUCCAGUUCCACAGGGCUAGGUGACCUGGCAUCUCUCUCACCUGCCAAGGACCUCGUUGCCUUGGGCUUCCUGGCAGAUACUUGUUGGAGCCUUGACGGCCAUUUGCAAGAACUGUGCAUACUGACUCGUAUGUUUAGAGACCGUGUCUAGCGGGAGAAGCAGAGCUGUAAUUUUCUAGUGAAAUAAACGUUUUUCUA